AUGAACAAAGUAGCAAUCGGUCAAUUGUGUUCAUCGUGUUCUCCAGACCUGAACUUGCAAACAGUCACUCGGCUCAUUGACUCAGCUUUGUUGCAGGAUGUGAAGCUGAUCUUUUUCCCAGAGGCUACAGACUACAUUGCGAGAUCUGCGUCGCAUUCAAAAGAACUAGCUCUGCAAUCCCCUAAGUUCGUGGAUGACCUCUGCCAAGCUGUUUCCGACUUGUGUCAUAAGCAUGAGAAGCAGAUCAACGUUUCAAUUGGAGUCCACUUGCCAGCAUCGGAUACUCAUGAAGAGAGCAGGGACACAAGAGUUAGAAAUUGUUUGUUGUACAUCGAUCACGAAGGUAAGAUUCUACAAAGUUACCAAAAACUGCACUUGUUUGACGUCGACGUUCCUAAUGGGCCUGUCUUGAAAGAGAGUCAAUCUGUUCAACCGGGCCGUGAAAUUGCGCCUAUUUUGAACACGCCUGCUGGUAAGUUGGGCUCCGCCAUAUGUUUUGACAUUAGAUUUCCAGAGCUAAGCCUCAAACUUCGUUCAAAUGGCGCCGAAAUACUGUGCUUUCCCAGUGCUUUCACUAUGAAGACUGGGGAAGCACAUUGGGAAUUUUUGGCUCGCGCCAGAGCGCUUGAUACACAAUGUUACGUUAUUAUGCCCGCACAGCAAGGCGAGCACCAAGUGAACCUUGGCGUGACAAAUAGUUCCGAUGAAGCUACCACCGUAAAACGAAUUUCGUGGGGUCAUUCCAUGAUUGUUAAUCCUUGGGGCCAUAUUGUUGCUUCCGCGGAUAUAACAAAUGAUAAUCCACAGCUGAUCAUUGCAGAUCUAGACCUCGCUGCGCAGAAGAAGAUACGAACUGAUAUGCCUUUAUGGGAUCAACGGAGAAGAGACGUUUUUGGAGAUUAUUUUUAA
Molecule: messenger RNA, 909 nt
Organism: Lachancea nothofagi CBS 11611
Lineage: Eukaryota; Fungi; Ascomycota; Saccharomycetes; Saccharomycetales; Saccharomycetaceae
Source: the annotation of a GenBank genome assembly